Molecule: messenger RNA, 1080 nt
Organism: Penicillium daleae
Lineage: Eukaryota; Fungi; Ascomycota; Eurotiomycetes; Eurotiales; Aspergillaceae
Product: putative 6-hexanolactone hydrolase
Exons: 4
Coding region: 1-1080 (359 amino acids)
Molecular function (GO): hydrolase activity
Source: RefSeq, a predicted model, not a curated record
AUGCCUGAUUCCAAGAACGUUGUGACGGUGCCCCAGCUAGGCUUCUGGGAAAAGGCCGAUCUACCCUUCGUCCAUGCUUCCGUGGUUGUCCAGGCUCUGUACGCAGCGAUCACUGGCCUAUUCCGCGGCAAAGCCAGCCCGAGGAAGUAUAGCCAUCAUGUCGCUGCUGCAGCUAUUCGGGGAAUGGUCAAUAGAAUUUCUAUCCGCCAGAAGCAAUACAUCGACCCGACAACGCCGCAGACAUACCACGCUGUGAUGCAGCGAAGAGGCCUUCAACCCGAGGUUGUUGACCUCCCUCACGGCACUGAAGGCUACUGGCUGGGCAACAAAAAUGCACAGAAUGUGAUUAUCUACUACCACGGAGGCGGCUUCGCCAUGGCCGCCGGCCCCUCGCACUUCGAUUUCUGGCUCGAUCUCCUCCAAGUCGUCAACGAGAACGGCCACGACAUCGCCGUCUUUUUCCCACGGUACACGCUCACCCCGCACGAAGUCUACCCAACCCAACUGCGUCAAGCCGUCGGCGCACUUCGCUACAUCCUCACUGAUGCGGGACGCGCCCCGUCCAAUGUAAUUGUCGGCGGCGACUCGGCGGGCGGGAACCUUGCAAUGGCGGUGCUGCUGCACCUGUCGCACCCGCAUCCUGAUAUCGAUCCCGUUACGUUGUCGGGCCCGCUGGCGGGCGUGUUUGGUUAUGCGCCUUGGAUCAAUUUCAGCCCUGAUUGGCCUUCGUUCCGGGAUAAUGCGUACCGGGAUGUUAUUACUGACCAGGCGCUGUUGAGGUGGUCGAAUGCUUAUCUGGAUGGUAAGAAGGGUGAUAGUUGGAGUGAGCCGGAUCGUGCGCCGGCGGAGUGGUGGCAGGAUGUGAAGACGGAGCGUAUCUUGUUGUUGGCUGGAGGAGAUGAGGUUUUGCUGGGACCUAUUGAGUCUUUUGCGAAAAAGGUCAAGUCGGCUUUCCCGAAUACUACGUUUGUCAUUGGGUACGACGAGUCUCAUGAUGCACAUUUGUAUGUCGAGGCUGGCUCGAAGGAGGGGACACAGACGAGCAGAGAGCUACGGCAAUGGAUUGCGUCUCGUCUGUGA